This is a messenger RNA of Sorex fumeus (smoky shrew), 2670 nucleotides long. RefSeq names its product microtubule associated protein 9 (gene MAP9). Gene Ontology annotation, cellular component: astral microtubule. The transcript has 14 exons. The record is from RefSeq and is a predicted model, not a curated record. Lineage: Eukaryota; Metazoa; Chordata; Mammalia; Eulipotyphla; Soricidae. Gene Ontology annotation, molecular function: microtubule binding. Gene Ontology annotation, biological process: mitotic cytokinesis; mitotic spindle assembly; regulation of mitotic cytokinesis. The coding region runs from base 195 to 2138 and encodes 647 amino acids.
GCCCCCGCCUCCCGUCCCCGCUGGGUCUCGGGGUGCUGCUGCGGGCGACCGAUCGGCGCCCGGAGGCUCCUUCCCGGGUCAGCCGCCACGUCCAGGGUGUCGCGGGCAGCCCCCCGCAGGAGUGGCAGGGCCACUGACAGAAAUUGCAUUAUACCUACCAUUUCCUGACCAAGAGUACAAAUAACAAAAACACUAUGUCCAAUGAAGUUUUUAGCACAACACUGGCAUAUACAAAGAGUCCAAAAGUCACCAAAAGAACUACUUUUCAGGAUGAACUAAUAAAGGCAAUUACAGCUCGUUCAGCCAGACAGAGGAGUUCUGAGUACUCGGAUGAUUUCGACAGUGAUGAGAUUGUUUCCUUAGGUGACUUUUCUGACACCUCAGUUGAUGAAAAUUCAACUAAAAAGAAAAAUAAUGACUUCCACCUAUCAGAUGAAGAGAGAAAUUCUCCAAAACUGUCAUUUUUGAAAACCAAGAAAUCAAUUAGUGACAUAAUAAAAGAUGAGCCAAUACUUCCCAUCAAAAAUGAUGAGGAAACAGCCCCCGGUGGCUGUGAAGAUGGGGCUGUAAUUCCCUCACCUGAGUCGCAAAACAAAGAACAGGACAUUGAACAGGAGAAAAUUGAAAUGAAGCCGAAGCCGAGAAUUCUCUCCAUCCAAAACACACCCUCAGCAGAAAACAAUGGUGGUCUCGAAGCCAAUAACCACUUUAAGCCAUGCCCUCGGCCCAGGAGCAUGUUGAAGAAGCCUGGCCCCAGAGAUGAGAAAGAUGGACUCGGAGAAGACGGAGAAGCUGCCCUCGGAGAGGAGUCGGAGUCCCCUGCACCGUUGCCCCUCCCGAGGCUCGGUGGCAGGCUUCCAGAGGCGGAGAGGACCUCCUGCUCUGAAAACCUGGACACUGAGGAUUCAUGGUUAACAAGUCCAUCAUCAUCAUCUCUUAAAGAAAUUCUUGAAGAUUCUUUUGUACCAGGAUCUGAAGAAAAAGUAUCCAUAAAAGACCAACACGAAGAAUACACUGAAAAUCAUUCCGUGAAAUCAAGUGAAAAUGAGGAGAAUUCAUUUUUGGUAGAAGAUGAUACUGUAGCACUUGAGAAAUCUAAUGGAAGUCAAGUGACAUCUGAUGACCUUGAAGAAGAAAAGGAGAAAACUGAAUUGAUUACAACUGCUGAAGACUUAACAGUGGAUACAACACUGUCCAAAUCACAGAGUACAUCACUGUCUACCAAUGCAACAGAAUCUGCAAAAAAAAAAAUUGAAGAUAGAAAUAUGAAGACUAAAAAGUCAACUAAUAAUAGAGCAUCCAGUGCAACGGCCAGAUUAAUGACCUCUGAGUUUUCAAAGAAAUCUGGUGCAAUAAGGAGAAGUCCAUCAGCAACUUCCUCUUCUCACUACUUAGGAACUCUGAAAGUCUUGGACCAGAAGCCGUCACAGAAACACAACAUAGAACCCGACAAAGCAGAUAGUAUCAGGGCAGCUGUUUAUCAGGAGUGGCUAGAAAAGAAAAAUGUGUAUUUACAUGAGAUGCACAGAAUUAAAAGGAUUGAAAGUGAAAACUUAAGGAUUCAAAAUGAGCAGAAAAGAGCUGCAAAGCGAGAAGAAGCAUUGGCAUCCUUUGAAGCUUGGAAGGCCAUGAAAGAAAAGGAAGCAAAGAAACUAGCGGCCCAAAAACGGCUUGAGGAGAAAAACAAAAAGAAAACUGAAGAAGAAAAUGCAGCGAGGAAAGGAGAAGCUCUCCAGGCUUUUGAAAAAUGGAAAGAGAAAAAGAUGGAAUAUCUCAAAGAGAAGACUAAAAAGGAGAAGGAAUACGAAAGAGCAAAGAAACUGAAAGAGCAGGAGACUGUCGCGGAGAAAAGGAAAGACAACUUAACUGCCUUUGAGAAAUGGAAUGAAAAAAAGGAAGCUUUUUUCAAGGAAAAAGAAAAAGAGAAAAUAAAUGAGAAAAAAAAGGAAGAACUGAAAAAAGCUGAGAAAAAAGAUAAAGAUAAACAAGCUAUAGAUCAAUAUGAAAAAUGGCUGGAGAAGAAAGAAAGGCAGGAAAGAAUUGAACGAAGACAGAAGAAACGCCAUCCCUUUAUUGAGAACGGGGCACACCCUCCAUGGAGCCCUCCAAACAGAACUGUGUUCUCCAGAGUAUUCUGAUCAUUCGUAAUUACAGUGCUACUUAGUUAUUUAACAACUCACCAGUUGAAGCCAUGGGUUUUUAAACUGCUUGUUAUUUAUGGUUAGAGGAGUAUUUUAAUGAAGUGCUAGUGCUAAUAGUGAUGACAAAAAUGAAAAAUACUUUUAAAUUUAAUCACUGAAAACAUUAUCAUCAUCAUCAUCAUCAUUAUUAUUAUUAUUACUAUUAUUAUUGUGCAAGGAAUCUUUAGGGCCUCACACAUGAAGCAUGUGCUCUCCUGUUGCACCACAUCCCCAGCCCUGUGAAUGUAUGUUUUUUUUAUUUGGGGGCCACAACUGGUGAUGCUCAGGGACUAUUCCUGUCUCAGUGCUCAGGAGUCAUUCCUGGCAGUGCUUGGGGAACCGUGUAGUAUCAGGGGUUAAGCCCAGGCCUUCUGCAUUCAAAUACAUGUUCCAGCCCAUUGAUUUAUCUCUCUGACCCCUGAGAGCACUUUUUAAACACAGAAAAACUGCCUCAAAUGGAAACCUGACAAUCAUAUCAAAUCGCUUUUAG